Molecule: messenger RNA, 2236 nt
Organism: Stereum hirsutum FP-91666 SS1
Lineage: Eukaryota; Fungi; Basidiomycota; Agaricomycetes; Russulales; Stereaceae
Exons: 14
Coding region: 512-2080 (522 amino acids)
Biological process (GO): modification-dependent protein catabolic process; protein ubiquitination
Cellular component (GO): nucleus; cytoplasm
Molecular function (GO): ubiquitin protein ligase binding; protein tag activity
Source: RefSeq, a predicted model, not a curated record
GGAGCAGGGAUUUUUCAAGUUUACUAUGUCUACAGGCGGUGCCAUACCUCCCCAUAUGAACCGUACACGUCGGACUCGAACGAACGGUACCCGAACCGGCGUCAGGUCAUUAACGAGGCAAACGGGCAAUAGUUUGGCAGGACUAACUACGGUUAUCAUCGAGAACCCUGACGGCGAGCUCUUCGAAGUCGGGACAUUCAGAUCUCCUUUGGAUCGCGAUGCGAUUAUCGCCGCUUAUGUCGCAAAAGGUCGGAAUGCUCCGACAAUGACCCCUCUUAUAGUCAAAUCGCCUGAAACCUACACCGUCCGGGUUACUAGGAAUCAAUCGAGCUCUACAGGAGACAUAGAUAUAUCAGUAACACUGUUUCUGUCAUAAUUACACCUGCUUGAUCACACUGCAACUUGCAGAGACCAAACUCUGGUGGACUACUAUAAUCGCCACUUCUUUCCUAGGAAAGCCGAACCUAGUCCUGUUCUUGACGAAGCGAUCAUUGAUGGCAACGAAGUCCUGAUGGACAAGGACCUUCGUAUAUCUUUCCAUAGGACAGUCAGAGCACCUGACAAUGGAAAGGAAUACCCCCUUCCUCCCAGCCAUGGACGAUUUGAAUUGCACAAUGUCGCAGAUUAUUCACGUACACUCCCACCAUCUAUCGUCAAACAAGGAGGCUUAUUCAUUUCUAUGUAUCAGCGAGAAGCUCUGUGGAUGAACUUCUCUAGCAAGUCCAACGAAUAUGCCCUGAAGGUUUCUGUGGGAGACGUCAAUGCUUUGACCGGACAUCCCAGGUCAGAAGUCCGACACGAUGAGAGGCAGGACUACGUGGUAGUGAAUUGUUCCGGAGGACAACCGUGGCAGGAUGGUAUCAGCACGUCACCUGGCGUAGUGAAGCAAUUCGUCGCGAUGCCUUUAGGUAGCGGUUACACUAUAGAAGGCCAACUCAAUGGCGAAGAGCAUAUCGGUGGAAUCCAGUUCGAUGUCUUCCAAAAGUUCAUCAGCACGGUUUCAUUUGAACAACUACACGGAAAGCUUCGGACUUCGUUGGACAUGUACAAGACACCCAAAGAACACGGACUCAAAGAAGGAGACACCAUUACCAUGACAGCCGAGCCGGAUCGCGUCCGUCAUAUGAAGAGCAAGGAGCCGUUUCACACUAAUCUAAGCAGCAUCAUUGUACGCUUCAAAGCACACAAACUUUUCAUAAGAACCCUCACGGGGAAAAUCUUCGCUCUGGACGACCUCGAACUUUCGGAUACCAUCGACAACAUCAAAGCAAGGAUUCAAGACAAGGAGGGUAUCCCACCCGAUCAACAGCGUCUCAUUUACGCCGGUAUCGAACUUGAAGACGGACGAACUUUGUGUGAUUAUAAUAUCCAGCUUGAGGACACUUUGCACGUUGUCCUCCGUUGGCGUGGCGGCGGUCCCUACCAACCUCUGGGCCUUUCUGCCGGCGGCAACAUCACUCAGAAGAUCGUCCGCGACAGACUCCCUCCCGCUGCAUAUGACCAGUCCAACCCUACAAGAGUCCAUGUGCACGUCCUCAAUUCAGCAAUGUAUGAGCAGGUAACAGGUCGACGACCUCCUGAGUGCCCAGUUUCUGCAAAGUCGUAUAUCGAAGCCGGUUUACCUUGGUUCUCCCUGUACGACGAAAAGGUGCCACAUGCGAACAACGCCAAGCGAAGGGGACUGCUUUCUGGAGUGAGGUCCAUUGCCAUGUUAGAUAGGGAACGACAGUGCGCCGGAAAGACACAUAUACAGGGGUCAUGCAGCUACUGCCGUCGCAUCGCUUCUUUCAAGCUUCACCCAUGCGGUCACCUCCUCUGUGAGGGCUGCGACAGUGGCAUGGACUCGAGGACAAUCUGCCCAGAGCCUUCCUGCACCGUCGAAGUCACUCGCCGGAAGCGUAUUGCUGCUCCUACGUCGGCACCUGGAGAGGAGGAUGAUUUGGACGGAAUAAAGGAGUUGAGCAUGGAUGAGAAGAUCAUCAGGCUCGAAAUGUGUGCGAAGAGAGGUCUCGUGGGGAGCUUCAAGCCGAAGGUGUCUGCUGUAUCUCCCUUGUGUGGUGCGCGCGGGGAUGUGGAGUAGGUUCGAGUGAUUAUAGGGUUAUCUGCGGGAGUGGUUCUUGAAUUAGCGGUCAACCACAUAAGUCAGACUGCAUGUAAAGGUAGCUGGCAUUCCUAGGUCCUACGAAGUACGUAGAGUCCACAGGAGUAUAAUGACCCAUCUACUUCCCGGCCGUUC